AAAACAACGAUUUUGUUUUGUGCGGGUUGAGAAUGUGUAUGAAGCAUGGCUGCAGGAAGGGGACAAGCUUCAGUUGUUGAAACAGAGGAACAACAAAGACUUCGUUUCCAGUGUGAGCUAGAAUUUGUGCAGUGCCUGUCCAAUCCCAAUUAUUUGAAUUUUCUUGCCCAGAGGGGUUACUUUAAAGAUUCCAAGUUUGUGAAUUACCUGAAAUACCUCUUGUACUGGAAGGAGCCUGAUUAUGCUAAGUACUUAAAGUAUCCACAGUGUUUACAUUUCCUUGAGCUACUUCAGUAUGAACAUUUCCGCAAAGAACUGGUCAAUGCCCAGUGUGCAAAGUUUAUAGAUGACCAGCAGCUGUUACACUGGCAACACUAUCAGAGGAAGAGGAUUAAACUGUUACAAGCUCAAGCAGAUAAAGUACAAGAUGCAGGAGGAGAACCAAAACAGUGACUUAAAAGGAUUUCUGACAUGUGGUAAAGUCAGGUUCAGUGUACUGGGAGCUUGUAGGAGAAGUCACAUGAAUUCUGGUGACAAGCAUGAGUCCUUUCACUGUUUGGGUUGGUAAAGGCAGUGUAGAACAGGCUGUGUCAGGUGCAAUAUUCUUAACAGGAUUGCAUUAGAGGUGAUGUCUUACACUCCAUCUAUUGGAUUGUGUCAAGGUUUUCUUGGUGACAUGAUGUUCAUGACAUCCUCCCCUUGAUUGUGUCAGAGCCUUUGAAGUGACGUGCUGUCUCAAAUGGUCUCAAAGAGACUCUCAGACAUUUGACUUUCCUUGUGUGAUGAAGUAAUAUCAAGUUGUGUUAAACAAGGGAUGGUUUUCUGAGGGAAUUUCUGUCAGGUUUUAAUAUGCUGCUUAACACCUACAGUAACACAUAGGCAGAAUACAAGAAACCGGAUAGAACAAAGCAUGCAGUAAUAAUACAAUAAGUUAAUUAUGUCAUAAAUGACUAUUACAGAAUUUUAAUAUAACUUGAAAAUUCUAGACUGAGUCAGACACAGAAAGUGCCAAGGGUUCAUAUUACCUGCCGUUUAUGUUAGAAACUUCUCACAUUCGAUAUAAUAGUCAGUUACGUUUGCUAAUUGCCAUAGAACUCAAUAAACAUAUGAUGUAAAGAUUAUUCCAGGUCAAGUGUGUUACCCAACAGCAUUGUCUUUUCUUGUAUUGGACGAAACAGUAACAUCCAUCCAUAAUACCUGAGAUUCGUUCACAAGAUCAAAUGACAAAAAAUAUAUAUGCCGAUUGAUAUUUAUGCCAAACCCAAUUGGGAAUCAAAAUGGCCUGAAGUGAUUGAUAAAAGUACUAAAAUGUGACGUAAUGGAAAUAUUGUGGUAAUCAGUUAUAC
Messenger RNA from Lingula anatina, 1346 nucleotides. RefSeq names its product mediator of RNA polymerase II transcription subunit 31-A. Lineage: Eukaryota; Metazoa; Brachiopoda; Lingulata; Lingulida; Lingulidae. Gene Ontology annotation, cellular component: mediator complex. Gene Ontology annotation, molecular function: transcription coregulator activity. The record is from RefSeq and is a predicted model, not a curated record. Gene Ontology annotation, biological process: regulation of DNA-templated transcription.